UAUGUGCUACUCCAAGUUUUCUAAGCCUGAUCAUAUCAAUGGCCGUCCUGUUCUUCAGCCGAAAUCGAACCAAGUUCCUGUUUUGGAACGGCCUAGUUCGCUUAAGAAAGUCUCUCCAAAAUCUCCUACUUUGUCACCUAAACCUUCACCAACACCAAUUAGUACUGCUAGUACUAGGCCUUCAGUGUCCCCUCCUAUCUCUCCUAAGCUAAAAUCACCAAAAUCAUCACCAUUACUUAAAACAAGAAACAAUGACAAGGCCUUCAACUCCACUACAAAGACGUCGAAGAAAGCCGGUGCUAACAACAAUUCAGUGAAAGUCGAGGCUCCGGGUAGCAUUGCAGCAAAAAGGAGAGAACAAGUUGCUACAAUGCAGGAACAGAGAAAAUUGAGAAUUGCUCAUUAUGGAAGGACUAAAUCUGCCAAGUCAGAAACAAAGGUGGUUUCGGUUGGUUCUUUGUCGUCUACGAGUACUAUUGCUCAAGAGGAGAAUAGAUGUGGAUACAUGACAUCUAAUUCAGAUCCUGUUUAUGUUGCUUACCAUGACGACGAAUGGGGCGUUCCUGUCCACGAUGAUAUGAUGUUGUUUGAACUAUUAGUGUUAACUGGUGCACAAGUUGGAUCAGAUUGGACUUCAGUCUUGAAAAAGCGCAAAUCUUUCAGGGAGGCAUUUUCCGGGUUUGAUGCAGAAGAAGUUGCCAAAUUCACAGAAAAGAAAAUCACAUCAAUUGGUACUGAUUACGGCCUUGAUUUAAGCCUAAUCCGAGGAGUUGUUGACAAUUCAAAAUGUAUUCUCCAAGUUAAGAAGGAAUCUGGGUCAUUUGACAAGUAUUUGUGGAGGUUUGUGAGUCAGAAGCCUAUUAGCACCCAAUACAGAUCAUGCCAGAGAGUCCCUCUUAAGACCUCAAAAUCAGAAACCAUAAGCAAGGACAUGGUGAAGAGAGGGUUUAGGUUUGUAGGACCAACUAUUGUUCAGUCAUUCAUGCAAGCUGCUGGUCUCACCAAUGACCACUUGAUCACUUGUCCAAGACACAUCCAAUGCACUGCGUUGGCGAUCUCAAAAUCGUAGUGUAGAAACGGCUUUAUAGAAUCACAAGCAACCACGGUCCAUACAUAUAUGGCACAAGAAUAGUUGAUUAGACAAGAAAGGAAGUGUUGAAAUUGUGGGCGAUGAUCGAAAGUGCAUGCCUUUGGUUUAAGCUAAAUAUUUGCAUGUUUAGAUGA
Tripterygium wilfordii is the source of this 1224-nucleotide messenger RNA. RefSeq names its product probable GMP synthase [glutamine-hydrolyzing]. Gene Ontology annotation, molecular function: DNA-3-methyladenine glycosylase activity. The record is from RefSeq and is a predicted model, not a curated record. The transcript has 3 exons. Bases 2 to 1069 code for a protein of 355 amino acids. Gene Ontology annotation, biological process: base-excision repair. Lineage: Eukaryota; Viridiplantae; Streptophyta; Magnoliopsida; Celastrales; Celastraceae.